UCAGGCAACGUCUAUGGAGGGGCACCCUUCUCAGGACUGUACACCGAAUACAUGGCUGGAUUGGGUCCAGAUCGCCUACGAUGUGCGCAUGACGUGGGUUGGGCCCAAUUCAUGUUUGGCUGGGACGGUAUCCAGAUGAUGUCCACUGCCGACACGGCUGGAGUUGUAUCCAGCUCGUAUGCAUCACAUGCAACGUCUGAUGCUGAUCUCGUCCGGGUCGAGCUCACCGAGCCGCAGGCGGGCGCGGCGCCGUCAGCUGCUGCCUGAUGGUGGCGCUGUCUGAGGGGGGACGAUAAAAGCGGAGGGGCAGCGCGCGAGCCGGGCAGAGCGAGCGCGAGCAGCUGCCAGAACAUUCGGAUCUACUAAUGGAGGGGGGGAGGGAAGGUCCGUCGCUUACGCAUGAACACUAGAUACUGGACACCCCCCCAGCAGCACCCACCCGAAACCCAACUCACCGCCGUGUCCGUCCCGCUCAUCUUCACCGGCUCCGGCGGUAGCCGCCACUGCUGCUGCGCGCUGCGGCCCAGUGCAGUCAUGGAGUGAAGGCCGGGAAAACCGGGGAGUCGGCUCAGCCGCCAACACCAGACCGAAGAGCCGAGCGCCGGCCUCUCGGCAACCGCUCAGCCCCAGGCCGCGGGGAGACUGCGAUGAGCUGAUCACCGCCCAGGAGUUAAAUCUGUGUGGACGAACUGUAACUCUGGCUCCCGCCGUGAUUUAUUUAUCUUUAAAGUCCAUCAACCGCUUUUAAUCUUGUAACAGCGGCGGGAUCCGUGUUUUCUUCCACCGAGAUGUUGGCUGGGGCCAAGGACAAUCCGUGCCGCAAGUUCCAAGCCAAUAUUUUCAAUAAGAGCAAAUGUCAGAAUUGCUUCAAACCCCGGGAGGUGCACCUACUGACGGACGAGGACUUGAACCAGGCUAAACCUAUCUAUGGGGGCUGGCUCUGUUUGGCACCUGAAGGGACAGAUUUUGAAAAUCCAAUGCAGAGAUCUAGGAAAUGGCAGCGCCGAUUCUUUGUGUUAUAUGAGCAUGGCUGUCUUCGUUUUGCCCUGGAUGAAUCGCCAAGCACCCUGCCACAAGGAACAGUCAACAUGAAUCAAUGUACUGAUGUUAUUGAUGCUGAACCUAAAACUGGUCAGAAGAAUGCACUCUGCAUUGUAACCCCAGAACGUGAAUUUUUCAUUCGUGGAGAAUCUAAAGAAAUAAUUAAUGGAUGGUUGGAUCAAUUGAUGGUGUAUCCUAGAACCAAUAAGCAAAAUCAGAAGAAGAAACGAAAGGUUGAGCCCACAACUGUACAGGAGCCUGGGCCAGCUAAAGUGGCAGUAACAGGUUCAGGAAUCCCGGAUCCAGAGAAGAUACCAGAUUCACGAUCUAGCUUGUGGCAGGAGGAACUGCAAAGCAGAGAAGCAGAGGCAGCUCACAGUUGGUCUCUUCCUGAUGGUGGCUCUCCUGGGGGAUUGUUUUCCCUUGGUGAGGGUGAUGUCCGUCCCCUUGAGGUUAUGUCUGACCAUAGUUCUGUUAACGGCGAUGAGAUGGAUAGAGGAACAGUGACACCUCUUGACCAGCAGAGACAAGAGAUGCGUGUUCUUUCACCUUCCAGUAGUUCUUCGAGCAGGCAUGGUAUGGAACCAGGUGGCAUUCCUCGUUGUCCAUCACCAGUAUAUAGUGAUCCCUUUCCAUCUGCUAGUAGUGUGCUAUCCAAUGGCUCCCAUUCACAUAUCAGUGGAUCAAUGAGUUCCUUGGAUUCAGAAGCAAGUGGAAGUACCGUGACAAGCACAGACAGUCAUUUUACUGAAGCUAUGGCGAAUAGAGCUGAGCUGCCAAGAGCUGGAAGAACAUCUAGUAAAGAGGUCUAUGAGACUGAAGAUAGAAAAAUGGGAAAACGAACACGAAUCAGAAGUCCAGAGAGAAGAGAUGCAGAACAAAUUAUUGGUCAAGAAGGAAGGCGCUCCACUGUAAUAGAAAAAUUUGAAGCUCUGGAGCUGGAUACUGAUCGAAUGGAGACUGAUGCAACUACUCACAGUGAAUCACGAUCAGGAAGAAGUGAAACGAGACAGAUCCAACGGAGAGAUGAAAUACAAAAAGAAUCUAUCAGAGAGCAACGGUUUCAUUCUUCUGUUGUACCACCUCUUCGGCGUGCAAAAUCCCUUGACAGACGAACCACUGAAUCUAUAAUGACGCCGGAUCUCUUGAAUUUUAAGAAAGGAUGGAUGGUAAAGCUUGAUGAAAUGGGCCAGUGGAAAAAAUACUGGUUUGUACUGACUGACCAUAGCCUACGUUACUACAAGGACUCAAUUGCUGAGGAUGCAUCCGAUCUGGAUGGUGAAAUUGACUUAUCUACUUGCUACAAUGUAACUGAAUAUCAGGUCCAGAGAAAUUAUGGCUUCCAAAUUCAUACCCUGGAAGCUUUGUUUACCCUUUCUGCAAUGACUGCUGGAAUUCGACGAAAUUGGAUGCAGGCAUUAAUGAAAAAUAUCCGUCCCUCAAAGGCACCAGAUGUUGCCAGUUUACCAGAAGAACAGUGUUCUGUGAUGCUCCCAGAUACGACUCCACAUUAUGACAGCAAAUCGGACUCUCCAUCAUCUGAAACAUCUUCUGUGGAUAAAGAAACAGGGCAGCGAAAAAGCCGAGCUCGUGAAAGGAGGAGAGAGGGAAGAUCAAAAACUUUUGAUUGGGCAGAAUUCAGGCCAGUUGCGCAAGCAUUAGCACAGGAAAGGGCAGCAAGGUCAGGUUUAUAUGACAGACAUUCAGAGAGAUUUGGUUCACCUCCAUCAGAACAUAAUGAAUGGGAACGGACUAAACGCCGUGAGGAACGUAGGAAAAGGUACGAGGCUGUGGCUGGAGCAGCGAGUUCAAGUUCAGCUGAUGCAAGCAAUGUAGAACUUGAAACAGCCAGUUCCUCACCACCACAGGACCGAAGGCAGAAAGUGCAUGAUGAAAUCGAAGAGCACUGGCAACAGGUAGAACGGACACCCAUCCGGGAAGAAAGGCGCGUCCCCCUGGCAAUGGUGCUUCCAAGUUCACAAAUGUCACAGAUUGAUAAGCUACUGGAAGCCCAUGCAAAAGAGCUUGAAGAAUUGAAAACUCAGUUGGAGCAUUGCAAACAGGAAUUAGUAGAGUCUCAAAAGCACAAAGUGGAGCUUGAAGCCCAGUUGAAGGCUAGCUUAGAACGUGAGCAACAGGUCCGGUCUGGUUACAUCUCCCAGCUGGAGCCACCUUUGGCAAGUUCUAACGCCUGGCAACAGCUGCAGAAGCUGAACCAGGACCUGCAAGCUGAGUUGGAAGUUCAACGGCAAAAACAGGAGGUGGCUAAUAUACAAGUCCAGAGCCAAAAAAAGAGCUAUCAGGAUGCCAAGGAGCUCUUAAGACAACAGGAGACAAAAAUGCAAAAUCUUCAGGCCAGACUGGAGAUCUCUUUGUCAGAGGUAGCCAUUAAUGAACAGUCAUUAUCCAAAGUACAAAAUGAUUUGAGACUUGAGCGUCAAAAAUAUAAAGAAGAAACUGAUGAGUAUGAGAGAAAGUUAAAUAUGUUUAGCGCCAAACUGUAUGAGAGUGAAGAGAAACUUAGAGAAGUAGAGGGGUUGCUUCUCGAAAAGACUCAAAGAUUUAGGGAUCUAGAAAGGCAAGUGGCUCUUCAGGACAACUAUCAGCGAGAAGUGAGGCGGCUGCAAGAUCAUCUGGAAGAAGCGUGCUGCCGGCUACACAGCAGUGAACAGGAAGUUAUUCUGAGUGAAGAACGCUUUAAGAAACAGUCUGAAGGUCUGAAAGAAAAGUAUGAAAAGGAGAAAGAACUUUUGUUGCACAAUGUACAGGAAGCUGAAGAUAAGGUCAGAGAAUAUGAGGAUCGCCUUCAGACUCUUGAGGCUCAGCUAGAGAGAGUUCAAAAAGAAAAAUUGGCCACUUCCUUCAAAAGCAGUGAGAUGGUGAGGCAAAUGGAAGAACACGUUGAGAUGAGUGAGGGGACAGUGAAGCAACUUACCCAUGACAUAGACAUCUUGUCAACUGAAAAUGAACGAUUAAAUCUUCGCUAUCAGGAAAUAGUUAAUCAGUUGACAGAAGCUGAUAGAGAAGUUGAAGGGCUGAAAUUGGAACUGGUGAAGGAUAGAGAAAGGUAUCAAGAUCUGAAUGAAGGUUUUGAAAAAGCUGUUCGAGAGGUCAAUACACUGAAAAAUGAACUAGAAGAAACCAAUUUUAAAAUGGUAACUAUUAAGAAAUCCUAUGAAAAAGAAUUAGAAAAGAAAAAUAAGGACUUCAAUGAGGCUUUAAUCAAACUCGAAGCAUUGGGCACCAGCUUGGAGGAGACAGAGAAGAAACUGCAGCUUAAGGAGGCCACACUUAAAGGUCUUGGUUGGCAAGUUCCAACAGACAUUGACAUGCUUCUAGAAAAAGAAAAAGAACUUCAUAUUAAAUUAGAAGAAGCAGAAGCCAGGUUAGUUGAACAGACCAUGAAUCUGCAGAUAGCUGAAGCCAAUUAUAAGAGCAUUCUUUCCCAAAAAAACCAACUUCAAGCAGAUGUGGAAAUUUUAAAGAAACAAAAUGAACAUAUAGCAAAAAGUAAUCUUUCAGCAGUUGAAAAUGUUUUUGAAUGCCCUAUCACUUGGUCUGAAUCAGAGGGAGAGCACAGCACUUUCAGUUCUGGUGUACAACUUUUUAAGGAAUUGAUAGAAAAGCUUCAGCAUUUGGACUCUCAAGUAACAGUACUGACUGGAUCAGUAGUUCAAGCAUUUCCUGAAAACUGGCUUUCAGACCUGUCAUCUUCUGAGAAUUCUGAAAGUCCAUGUGAUGUAACAGCAGUGAAUAGUUGCAUUACAAACCUGAAAAGAUGUCUGGCAAUUGUAUGCACACUUGAAACUAAAUUAUUAGUAGCAGAACAAAACAUUAAAAGGGAAGCUGUUUAUCCUUUAGAUACAAGACUGUUGGAACCUGCAGUUUAUCCAAAAGGGCAGGGAUUAAGAAAUCAACCAUUAACGUAUCAUCUCUCAGAAUCUUUCUCCAGUUCAAAUAUCAAACAUAAUGUACUGGUCCAUGCUGAAUUCCAGUCACUGCAAGCAAAACUGCAUCAUUUGCAUCAUGUUUUGGAAAGUUUACAACAGAAAAUUGGUCAGCUUGCACAGGAAUGGGAUAUUGGAGAACAUGAACCAUUACCUGAAUUAAUACAUGCAUUAGAAGAUUCAGUACAAUACUUGGAAUGUCUGGAAGAAGAUUUAGCCAGAAAAAAUAAAACAUUUUUUGAUGAAGAAUCGUUAGUUAGAGAUUCCUUAACUGAAGAGGAAAAACUGAAAUACUUAGCGGACAAACUUUCACUUGAAGCUAAAGCACUUAACAGUAUAGCGAAUGCUUUGCAGAAUCCAAACUCCAUUGUGAAAAAUACUUUAGAUGAAAUUAGAAAACAGAGUGAAAAUAUUGCCAUGCCUUUGGUUUCUAUAGAUGACACCAGUACUCAAGUUAAGCAUGCUGUUCUUAACAAAUUACUUGUAGAAGGAGAGUUUUGGGCAAAUAUGUCUAAACUUAAGGAAAAUGAGAUAUCAGAUGCUGAAGAGCAAAUGAGUAAGCCCAUAAGCAAUUAUCUAAAUAUUAUGGCAGAUAAUAGCUUAAUAAAAGGUGAAAUAUUGUUCUGGGCUCAUAAUAUUUUGGAAGAUUCAAAAGAAAAGCUGCAACAGCUGAAAGCACAAUACACAAAAAUGCAUCAUAGAAGCCAAAACACUGAACAGAUGCUCAGGAAUGUUGUAGCUGUUUAUGGUACUUGCCAGCUUGAUGAGCUAAUUGAUGAAAUUCGGAAUGAAUUGAAUAAAGAUAAAGAAGACGAGUCAUUGUUUUUCUGUUCUCAAACUUGCAGACUACCAUCAGCGUCUGAUUCUGCUGACCAGGACUUUGAACUUUGUGCAAGGGCAGAGUUAGUGCAGCAAAUCAAGAAAAAUGUUUGCCUGUUGAAGGAAAUGUCUCACUGUAUUCAGUCAGGGGCAGAUGAUGAAUUGGGUGUACUGGCCAAAAAGUUAGUUCACAGUGUGGAGUGUAUACCCACAUUAAGCAAUCAUUAUAAUGCAAAAGAUGCCUGGCCUUUUCUGCUGCAUGAUGCAAUGAUGCAAGCUGAAUUGUCCUAUGUAAUCUCCAAGAUACAAUUAAAACAUGAUGUUGUGCAAAGUGGUGAUAAACGAUUGAGAGUAGACACUUUAGAAAUGGAGCACUCAACCUCCAGUACUUCAUUGCAGGGUACUGAUGUAGCUGAAUUGAAGAAACAAAAAGAAGAACAGGAUAGAAAGUUUAAAAAAUUCAAAGGAGACCUUGGAGAGUUUAAGCAGUUGGAUGUUUCAGAAUCAGGUGCUGCUACUCAGACAACUCAUAUCCACAUUGAGGGAGAACCAAUUGACUCACUGGACAAGGCAAUUGAACUUCAAGACAUGGCAGCAAGGCAUAAAAAAGAACUACGUGAAGUGCGAGAGGCAUAUGAAGCUGAGAUAGAGAAAUUGAAAAGGGAAAUAGCAAGAGCAGGGGAAACAUUGAGACUGAAAACAGAGGAAAAUGUGAAGGAAAUCGAUUCAUUGACUAUUUGUAUGGAAAAAUUGAAGGAAAAGCAUGUUGAGGAGCUGAAAAGACGAGGGGAAGAAUUUAAAAUGGAGAAGAGAGAACUAGAUAAAAAGUGUGCUAGGAUAAAAGAAGAACUUACACAAGAAAUUGAAGCUUUAAAAGAACGUAGAGAUCCUAAACAAUUGGACCUAGUAAGUGAUCUGCAGAAAUCAACUGACCCAUACAGGAAAACAACAAGUGAAGUGAAUUCCAUGGCCCUGCUUAGAAAUCGCAUACAAGAGCUGGAGUCGCAGAUAGAUGCCAUGAAAAAUAAGAUUGAAGACAGUCCAACAAAUCUGCGUGAGAAAUAUGAAAAGGACCUGGAGAAUCUCAAGGCUACAUGUGAGCGUGGGUUUUCUGCUAUGGAAGAGUCACAUCAAAAGGUAAUAGAAGAACUCCACCGACAGCAUCAACGAGAGCUGGAAAACCUAAAAGAAGACAAAGAGCGGCUUCUAGCUGAAGAGACCGCUGCCACUAUUUCUGCCAUUGAAGCAAUGAAGAAUGCACAUCGUCUGGAACUUGACCGUGAACUGGAAAGGAUUCGGAAAUCUCAAAACAGUAAUGUAAAUGCAGACCUUGAUGAAAUAUGCAAACAGCAUGAUGAAGAGUUGGCAUCAUUGCAUCGAGAAAUUGAAGUCCUUUCUGAACAGUAUUCACAGAAGUGUCUAGAAAAUGCACACUUAGCUCAAGCUCUGGAAGCAGAACGGCAGGCAUUAAGACAAUGCCAGCGUGAAAAUCAAGAACUAAAUGCACAUAACCAGGAGCUGAAUAAUCGUUUAGCUGCAGAGAUAACACGGUUAAGGACAAUGAUGACCAGUGACAAGGGAGGUGAUGCUACUACUUUAUCACAAGGCAAGGAAGUAUAUGAACUAGAGGUAUUGCUGAGGGUCAAGGAAUCUGAAAUUCAGUACCUAAAACAGGAAAUUAAUUCACUAAAAGAUGAACUACAGACUGCUCAGCGUGAUAAAAAAUAUGCUACAGAUAAGUACAAGGACAUCUACACAGAGCUAAGUAUUGUGAAGGCUAAAUCAGAGCGUGACAUAAACCGACUGAAAGAGCAGCUGCAGCUGGCACAGGAAGCUCUGGGAGAACAACCCAUGGAUGAAACUGAGCACAGCAGAUAUGAUAUAAUGAAAUCAAAGAGCAAUCCCGAUAUCCUGAAGAUGGCAGCAGCAGCAAAACGAGCAGAUCGAGCUCUGAGAUCGAAGUCUGUGAGUAAAGAGGUGGCAUGGGACAGCUAGAGCUACCUGAUGAUUGACAUCUUCCCUUGUAGAGCUUGAAAGAAGGACUUACAGUUCAGCAGAGGUUUCAUUUAUUUGAAAACAAGGAGACAAAAGAAUUUUAAGAGCUCUUGCAUGUGUGAGGCAACCAUUCUGCCUUUGCAGUAAAUUGCGAUCAAAUAAGACCUCUAAUGGAAGUUUUGAGUUGUUCAGCAGUGGUACACAAGUUGUAUUUAAAAACACACAACCCUCACACACCUUUUUUCCCUUAGAUUAUUAUUGUAAAGUUACAGCAUUUACUUUAAGUUCCAUGCACUGCAUCUAAUAUUAUUGCAAACUCUUUUUGUAAAUACUACAUAGGGAUUAGCUUAGUUUCGAUGUUUGGGGUUUGUGGUCCCUCACAGUCUGUAAAGCUGAUUUAUAUACGCUGCUGUAUAAGCUCCAGUGUAAACAAAUGGAAAAUCCUUUUUAGAAAAUAUGAAAGACACUACUUGUAUAUAACCACAAGAGAGGGAUGUUUGUGUAUUUUCCUUUUUCUUUUGUAUGGACUGAAAGCUGAAGCUUUGAUUUGGAUGUUUGAAUAUAUGGAGAAGGUAUAAGUUUAAGGCAGUGCCCCAUUUUCCUGGUCUGCAAAGUACCCUCUCUUCCCCACAUUUACACUCCUCUAACAAAAAUAAAAUCAAUCAAAUCUUAUUAAAACUGUUACAAUCUUCCAUAUUUUUGUCAGCCCAUUAAUAAAGAUUAUAUGAAAACUUUGGAACUUUUAAAACAUUUUUUAGAUAAGAACAGUUGGCAGUGAUUUUGAAGCUUUAUUCAUUUUGAUACUGUUAUUUGUGCCAUUUCUACAGCUGCUUGUGAGGAUUCUAUAUCUCUACUAAAGUGACUGUAGACUGAAGUUUUAAAGGAGCUGCCACACUAUGUCAAAUGUAUAAACUUAUAUUAAUCUUUCAUUGACAAUAAUCUAUAUUUGGAUAUUAAACUAAAAGCAUAACUUAUCUAGCUUUUGGUCAGCACUUGCUAUUUCCUUGCUCUUUUGGCACUGUUGGUCACUCCUGUGCAAACAAGCAUCCUAAGACCUGUAUUGCAUUCUGAGAGUCGUUCAUUAACUUUGUAGUCAUUAAAACAGAAGUUGAAUGAAUGACCACCAGGGCCGCUGGAAACAAGAAUGUAGCCUCACAACUUGUGCUUAGUCUUGAUUUAAUAUGUCAUGAUAUUGUGUAGGAAAAGUGUGAACAAAAAAAAACUCUUGAUGUUCACCUUUUAAUAAUAACCAGUUCUUCAGACAUCUCCACUGCAGCUAUGGCUCAAUUUGACCAAUGUACUAAUGUUUGAAUAAACGACAAGUUGGAAUAACGUGGAGCAUGCGGUGUCGUUUAGAUAGUUUCAUAUUUCAGUCUUAAUGGCCCACCAAAGGGAUGUUUUUUCCAAAACAUCAAUGAUCUGUAGGAUCUGAAGACCAUCUUUUUUCACCUGUACGUGCAGAAUGGGUGUCAACUUUCUGUUGAGUGAGGGAGACAGGGAAUAUUGGAUAGCUUUGUAGUUUCAGCCAGAGGCAGGCCCUGUAUUUAUUUAAAUGUGCUAAAUUUGCUCCCUUUUCCCUUUCCAGUCAUAGAAACUGCUGUUUGUGAUUGUAAAUACACAGUAAAUACCACACCACCUAACUUUGCAUAUGUUAGCAAUAAAAUAUUUUUGCACCACG
Molecule: messenger RNA, 9480 nt
Organism: Hypanus sabinus (Atlantic stingray)
Lineage: Eukaryota; Metazoa; Chordata; Chondrichthyes; Myliobatiformes; Dasyatidae
Product: GRIP and coiled-coil domain-containing protein 2-like
Exons: 25
Coding region: 789-7802 (2337 amino acids)
Biological process (GO): actin filament organization
Cellular component (GO): actin cytoskeleton
Molecular function (GO): actin filament binding
Source: RefSeq, a predicted model, not a curated record